UUCACCAAAACAAAAAUAGACUUGUCAAAACAUAUAUUGAACUUCUUAAACUCUUUCGCUUGUUGCAUAGUUCUCAUUGAAAUUUAUUAUGUCAAUGAAGAGUGCGUUUUUUCUCCUAAUGGCUAUAUGCAUGGCAGGUUCCAUGAAUGCUCAACCACCGCAGCUUCCACCUCCAAGUCCCGGCAUGCCACAAAUGCCCGACGUGAACAAAUGUUUCUCAACAUUGAUGAAUAUUCCAGGAUGUUUUGCAGAGAUUGCUCAAUCCAUAAUGACCGGCAAAGUUGUUAGUAUAGGUCCUGCUUGUUGUAAAGCUUAUUUGGAAGCUGAAACCAGCUGCACACAACAAUUUCCAGUCAAUCCGUUUUUUCCUCCUAUGCUAAAAGAACAGUGCUCCAAAAUUGCUGGUCCUCCAACCAUACUGUAAGAUUAGAAAGUAUAUAUGUAAAACUUUAUUUUCUAAAUAAGGGUUAGUCCCCUAAUGUUUUAUAAAAAACAAAAAGAAGAAGCAGUGAUCGGAUAAUAAUCAUGUUUUCUUUGUUUUUUUUUGGGUAGAGUCAUUUCGCCUUUCUUAUAUUUCAGUCAAUUAUAAGAUCUUUAGUAUUUCAUGUAAUUAAUAAUAAUGUUUAUCAGUGUCCAUUAUUGAAGUUUAAAAUUUGACAAGUAUAUCGGUUUCUUUUGAUUAAUUAAUGAAUCUUAUGAAUAUAAAUGAUGGAUGGUUAAAUUUUUUAAAGUGGGGGGGCUUUUCUCUCUCUUCUCUAUCUCGGAUCUUUCAGAGAGAGGAAAGCUCUCAACUUAUCUUCUCUUGUAGAUAAUCUCCGAUUAUGUUCGGAUCUCUUUCGGACAUGUUUGGUUUUCUUUUCUUAAGUUUUCCGGCGUUGUCCGGAUAAUAAAAUUUCUGACCGUAUUCCGAUUUAGUUUUUGUUUAGUUAGUUUGUUAGUUUUCCUAUCCUUUUGCGGUUCUUAAAUCUUCUCCGACAAAGGCCGGGUGUUGCUCAGAGGCUCUUCUUCCGUUGAUGUGCUGGAUUCCUGGUACAAUCCUUCAUAUACCCCCUAUUGGGGCCGUAAGAGUCGGCUAUGGAUGAAGGUUCUUUGUGUGCAAGAGAAUCGUGAUAUGUGAAACUCGUUGGAUUGUUUAGAUCAGAACAAGUGAGCGUGUUUUGCAGUCUGCUCUGCUCUCUGGCCUUACUGCAACUUCUUGUGCUUCAAUAAUCAAAUGAUUAUAGUCACCGGAGGAAGAAGGAUAGAUCGGAUCCUGUGAGAUUUGCGGUGAUGCAGCGGUCAAGAUUUUCAACCAACAUGCAUGCUCCCACGUCUAUUAACACGUGUUAUCUUAUGCCCUUUAUUGUAACACGUUUCAUAUUUUGUAUUUGGGCUUUAGUUUAUUUCUGUUGGGCCUAUCCACCCUUUGUACUUGCCCGUUUUGGGUUUUUAUAAUGCAAAUGACGAUAAAAAAAAAAU
This is a messenger RNA of Eutrema salsugineum, 1458 nucleotides long. RefSeq lists its product as uncharacterized. The record is from RefSeq and is a predicted model, not a curated record. The transcript is spliced from 2 exons. Gene Ontology annotation, biological process: double fertilization forming a zygote and endosperm; regulation of double fertilization forming a zygote and endosperm; regulation of protein localization to cell surface. The coding region runs from base 89 to 424 and encodes 111 amino acids. Gene Ontology annotation, cellular component: extracellular region; vesicle. Lineage: Eukaryota; Viridiplantae; Streptophyta; Magnoliopsida; Brassicales; Brassicaceae.